Messenger RNA from Orbicella faveolata, 465 nucleotides. RefSeq names its product rho guanine nucleotide exchange factor 11-like. Gene Ontology annotation, biological process: G protein-coupled receptor signaling pathway. Lineage: Eukaryota; Metazoa; Cnidaria; Anthozoa; Scleractinia; Merulinidae. The record is from RefSeq and is a predicted model, not a curated record. Gene Ontology annotation, molecular function: guanyl-nucleotide exchange factor activity; G protein-coupled receptor binding. Gene Ontology annotation, cellular component: cytoplasm.
AUGGAUGUGGGUGACCUAACUGAAUUACCCAAUAUGAGAGUAAACAGUUCUCCUAAGGAAGAGGAACCUGUAAAGGAAGAAAAGCAGACUGAAGGGGACUUUAAGGCAGAGGAGGAGGACACAACAAAAGAAACUGAUGCAGAUGAUGAGUCAGAUGCAGCUGAUGAUGAAGAACGUGCUCAGGACCAGGAGAAUGAUGACGACGAGGAUGAAGAAACAGAGAGCGAGGCACCGGCUGUACAGGAGGAAGUAGCGGUCCCUACAAUAAUUGAGCCUACUGUUGAACAGGAGUCUCAAGUUGAAUCUGAGUCUGAACCUGAGUCUGAACUAGAAACAGAGACUGAGGUAACAGAGAAGGAGGAGGUUAAAGAAGAGGUGGAAAUACAGAGUGAAUCACCAGCUAAGCUGGAAUCCAGUCCUCCCAGUGAUUCAGAAACUGAAGUAAGUGUAGUUACAGAGGGAUAG